UUCUGUUAGUAAAUAACCAAAAUAAAUGAAAGAUGAACACAAUAAUAAGAAAAUAUAUGCAAUAUAUAUUUAUUAUCAUAUAUUUAAAUCAAGUUAAUUAUAUAUAUUGUGAUUCAAUUGUCGCAGUUGAUUUCACCGUCGAGGGAAAUGGAUUUCAUAGGACAAUAAAUUAUGAAGUAUCAGCUGAAAAAUACAUAAAUUAUGACUGUCACGUCGCAUUACACCUAGAACUGCCACCAGUUUUAUACGUCAAUAUUAAUGAACUCGCUGAUCUUCAGCGAUUUACCAGCAUGAGAGCAUGUGCAGUUGGUGAAACAAACGUCGAGUUGUUUGCCGAAGAAGCUCAACCACAAGCAGUAACAAUAUGUACUCCUUUAAAUUUUGAUAAGACGACGUUGAAUCUCACAAUUCAUCAGCGUUAUCAACGUGCUAAGGAAAAAGAAGACUACGCAAGUGUUAUUUUACCUCAACCAAAACUUUUACUCGGUUGUAAAAAACGUAUUAAAGAAUAUCAAGUUUCUUUGAUUGAUUUAUGCGACUCAUGUGUUGGCUUCGCUACCAAAUGGCGGGAAAUUCCUUAUCAAACUGAAACCAAAGACUACAUGUGGAUCAUGCCAAUAGGAGAAUUAACUCACCGUUCAUACGUAACUUACAUAACUUUAUUUACAAGCGUAGUCGGCACUCUGAUUAUAUUCAAAGCACUCUGGUCAUUAAAUUCACCCGAUCACUUAAAAGACGAUUGAGAGACAUCUUCUUGAGACUGUCCUAGACCACCUUCAAUGAAGUUUUUUUCUACGCUGCUUAUUCUUAAACGACAGCACACUUUGCUGUCCGAUUGUGUCAAUAGAAUCGGCGAAUCGUAACCGAAGAUGAAAAAUACAGAC
This is a messenger RNA of Microplitis mediator, 884 nucleotides long. RefSeq lists its product as uncharacterized. Lineage: Eukaryota; Metazoa; Arthropoda; Insecta; Hymenoptera; Braconidae. Gene Ontology annotation, cellular component: endoplasmic reticulum membrane. The transcript has 5 exons. Gene Ontology annotation, biological process: GPI anchor biosynthetic process. Bases 33 to 743 code for a protein of 236 amino acids. The record is from RefSeq and is a predicted model, not a curated record.